This is a messenger RNA of Penicillium bovifimosum, 309 nucleotides long. RefSeq lists its product as uncharacterized. The transcript has 2 exons. The record is from RefSeq and is a predicted model, not a curated record. The coding region runs from base 1 to 309 and encodes 102 amino acids. NCBI's taxonomy places the organism in Eukaryota, Fungi, Ascomycota, Eurotiomycetes, Eurotiales, Aspergillaceae.
AUGCUGAUCCGGAACCUACGUCAAGAGGACGACCUCUGCAACGGCACCCGUCUCAUCAUCACGGGUCUGUAUGACUGGAACAUCACCGCCCGUAUCAUCGCUGGCGACUAUAAAGCGGCGGAGCACACGAUCCCGCGUGUGCCAUUGGAGACGACCGAGGGCCAGCUAUCCUUCACUCUCCGUCGGGUGCAGUUUCCAAUUCGUCUCUGUUUCGCUAUGACGAUUAAUAAGAGCCAGGGACAGUCGUUAAAAAGGGUCAGCGUUCUCCCAUGGCCAGCUAUGUGGCCAAUCUAUCGGUCCUACACGUAG